This is a messenger RNA of Sciurus carolinensis (gray squirrel), 3298 nucleotides long. RefSeq names its product snail family transcriptional repressor 3 (gene Snai3). The transcript has 3 exons. Gene Ontology annotation, biological process: regulation of DNA-templated transcription. NCBI's taxonomy places the organism in Eukaryota, Metazoa, Chordata, Mammalia, Rodentia, Sciuridae. The coding region runs from base 65 to 943 and encodes 292 amino acids. The record is from RefSeq and is a predicted model, not a curated record. Gene Ontology annotation, molecular function: RNA polymerase II cis-regulatory region sequence-specific DNA binding; DNA-binding transcription factor activity, RNA polymerase II-specific.
CGCGGACGCCGCAGUCUAGACCGCUCUCGCCUCCAGCGCCCCGACCGCCGCCCCAGCGGGCACCAUGCCGCGCUCCUUCCUGGUGAAAACCCACCCCAGCCACAGAGUCCCGAACUACGGACAGCUGGAGACGCAGAGAGAAGGCGACGGCACCUGUUCUGCCUGUAGGGGGCUGGUGGCACCCCUCCAGCACCCAGACAAGGAGGCUGCCUCCACACCCAGCGCACCUCCCGGCCCCCAGGAUGGCCGCCCCGCCAUCGCUUGCAUCUCCCUGCCUCUGCUGCCACAUCACGAGGAAUCACGGGGGACCUCGGAGUCACAUCCACCGGAAGUCAGCUGGGCAGGCCCUCGGGCUGGCCAAGCUCCCAGUGUCCCCCUCAAAGACAGCCUGAACCACUUGAACCUUCCCCCGCUGCUAGUGCUGCCCACGCGGUGGCCCCCAAUCCUGCGCCCGGAUGGGCACGAGGCUCCAGACAAACUGCUCAGGGCUGAGGGGACUCCUCGAACCACAGGGGGCUUCGAGUGCGGCCAGUGCCACAAGCACUACCACACGCUGGCCGGCCUGGCCCGGCACCAGCAGCUGCACUGCCACCUGCAGGCCGGGCGUGCCUUCACCUGCAAGUACUGCGGCAAGGAGUAUGCCAGCCUGGGUGCCCUCAAGAUGCACAUCCGCACCCACACGCUGCCCUGCAUCUGCAAGCUCUGCGGCAAGGCCUUCUCCAGGCCCUGGCUGCUCCAGGGCCAUGUCCGGACCCACACGGGUGAGAAGCCCUACUCCUGCCCUCACUGUAGCAGGGCCUUUGCUGACCGCUCCAACCUCCGGGCCCAUCUGCAAACACACUCUGGCACCAAGAAAUACCAGUGCAAGAGUUGUGCCAAGACCUUCUCCCGCAUGUCCCUCCUGGCCCGGCACGAGGACGCCGGCUGCCGCCCUGGCCCCUGAGAGGUGUGGUGGGGCGCACGCCCUCAUCUGAGAGCAGGAGGCCAGCAACCCUCUGGGCAGCCCCCUGACAGCUGGGGUGGGCCCUGGAGGGCAGGGGCCCAGCCAGGACCAGGAAGCCUGGUGGGGCCACUAGUUGGCCUCCCACCCGGGACCCCUCACUCGGGGAGGCGCUCAUCAACAUGGGAAGCACACUUCCGGUUUCGACUUGGCCUGGUUUCUGCUCCUGCUCCCAGAGUGAAACCCUUGUGCUGGUGCUGGAUGGUCCCUGCUGCCAUUUGAGAUCUGCCCAGCCCCUCUGCAGCUCCAGGGGAGCGAGGCUGGCGUGUGGUGGGCACAGCUGCCUCUCACCUACCGUGACUUGGGGUCUAGGGAAACCUGCACAUGUGUGCAUGCACACCCUCCCUGCCUCACAGACACCCAGGAUGCAGGUGCAAGACCAGGAGAAGCGGGUAUCUGGGGCCCACCUGAUCCCUGCCACAGGAACUUGACCCGCUCAGAGUGAGAGCUGGCCUGAUGUUGUGCUGUCUUCUUGGGAGAGCAGGGCAGGUAAUAAAGAGCCCCUACUCCUGCCUCCUGUGCUCUCUGAAGUCUUGGGUCUCCCCAAUCCCUCACUUUGCAGAGGAAGUGAACUCUGGACACCUCCAGGCAGCAGGAUUCUGGAUGGUUUGAGCCCUUGCACGGAGAAUGUUAUGGGGUCCCACCAGCUGGCAGCACAGUGCCUUCUCAGGAAAAGGAGACCCACCAUGGGAGCCUCUCGGAGUAGCAUGGACGAUGAGGGAGGGGCUCCAGGAAGUGCAUCUGAAUGGGAGCAGGGCCUGGAAUGGUGGGUUCUGGCUGGAUGGCAUCUCUGAAACAGGAGAGUCCAGGCUCUGGCUCCUCUCAGAGGUCUGACUGGCUCCAGCUGGACCCCAGGGGUGACAUGCAGAAUGGAGCAAGGAGGCCUGAGGUGUCCAGCAGAGGCAGAGUCCCCAACGCCUUCUCCACGGAGGGCAGUGGGCCGGGGCUCCCUGGAGGGAACCCAUUGCUCUUGGUCAGAGUGGCCUGCCACCAGCAGUUCCACCUCUGGCCCCAGGAUGGGGGUGAGGGGCCUUUGUUCUGCCCUGGAACGAGCCGCCUGGCCAGCAGCAGAGGCUCCCCUCACCUGAGCCUGGAGGAGCCCAUGUCCACGUGAGAGAACAUUCAGGAAGGUUUGCUGGGACCACACGCACAGUGCCUCAUCCUCCAGCCCCUCAGCGAGCAUCCAGCCUGGGCACUCCCACCUUCAGGUUCAGCUUGGCUCUGCUGGCCAGGCCCUGAAGGGUUUGGGGUGACUGGUUUAGUGAUGGCCUUUGAGGAGCUUCGGGGACAUCCCAUGAAAACGUGACUUGAUGCUGGGCUCAAGGGUGAUCUUGAGAGAGUAGACCAGCCAUGGGCACCAGAGCCGCAGCCUGCACCAGGCCCACAGCGGCGGGCAACAGGUCUCCUUGACAGCCACGCUCAUCCCCAGCCCUGGGCCAGGGCUCCCCUAGCCUCCCAUGCAGAGGUGCUGAAUGGGGUGGGGGGUGCCCCACUCGGCCGGGACUGCCAAAUGAAAAGACGUGUUCCCUCACCGCUCUGCAAGCCAGAAGUCCUGGGUCAAGGUGACCUCUGGCUGUGAGAGAACUGGUUCCAGGUCUCUCAUAACUUCAGGAGGUGGCUGGCUGGCCUACUGUCCCUGUAUGGUAGGAGCAGCCCUGAUCCCUGCCUCGGCCUUCACAUGGCCUCUGUCCUUGUAAGAUCCCCAGUCCCUGGACUUGGGUCCCACCUUGUCUCAGUAACGUCUGCACAGACCUGUAGAGGCUGAUUCUGAGGUGCUGGAGGUGGGACCUCAGUGUGUGGAUUUUGGAGGCCACCAUUCAGCCCAAACAGUGUUGAGCACACAGGGGGUCUCUGAGGACCACCAGGGUCCUGCUUAGAGCUGAGGAACAGAGAGAGUCUGACACUUCUUCCCCCUGAGUCUAGGGAAGGUCUAAGGAGGUGGUCAGUUUUGACUGGUGGGAUAUACUGGGAACAACUUCAAAGGUUGGGAUAUACUGGGAACAACUUCAAAGGUUGGGAGAGUCACCUUCACUCCCCAUCAGGGCAAGGGAAGGAAGUACUGGCACCUGGGCCCUGGAAAGGGAGCCAGCACGGGACUCUGCCUCUGGCCCUCCUCUGCUAAGUCAGGCUGCGGGCAGAGCCCCCCAAGCCUGCCCCGAGGCAGGAGCUCCCACCAAUGGGGCCUGGGCUGUUUGCAGGAAGGUGCUUUUAAAAUAGCGUCCAGAUGCCUAAAGGAAGCUAUAGCGUAGAUUGUGUUCUAUUUUUGUACCCCCACGUCUAAAUGAGGCAGUUGCACCU